CCACAGCAAGCCGGCCAUUUAUCUAUCUAUCUAUGAUGCCAUCAUACUAGUAGCAGUAUUUUCUUUCUCUUUGGAACUGAAACUAUUUAUAUUGCUUUAUCCUGCUUUAGGUUUCCUUUGUCCCCGUGGUAUUCCUAUCUCCUCUCCUCUUUUCUUCUGUGUCCCUGUGUCCUCUGGGUGGAUGGAUCUCAUCAACAACAAGAACAAUAAAUAACCCCUCUGCAUGUUUUGCUGCUCUGCUCUGCUCUCUCCUCCCAAAGAAAGCAGCUUGCUUGGAGGGAUUGGGGUUUCCAAGCUCCUGGCUUGUUGAGCACAAGCAGCAAAGCAAGCAAGCAAAUCAAGAACAACAACAACCAACGAACGAAACUCGAACUGGUAAUCACAAUCCUCGUGCUGCUGCUUGCUGACGACGAGGUCUUGAAUCGGGGAUCUGCAAUCUUGUGGCAAAAAAACGUAAGAAUGAUGACGACAUGAACGACGAUUGAAACAGGGGGAUUCGAUCUGUGCGAGAACCGUAAUGAUGGGAACAGAGUGCAUAACUGCCUCACUUGGCGAGGAUCCUGAGCCCUCAAUUCCACCUGGAUUCGGACCUUUUGCUGCCCUUGCGUUGCAGGGAAUCCAAAAGGAUGUCAAGCCUGCCGAUGCUCACUCUAGUUCUGUUCACGUAUUUCAGAGCAGUGAGAAACAUGUUGAAUCUUUGGAAUGCCAACCCUAUUCAGCUCAGAGUCGGAAUGACACACUCUGCAGUACUUCUGGGAGCCAUACAUGUAGGAAAUCGCUGCGUAACAGACCUCCAAUAGAUUAUAGCCGCUUUGACAAUAUCUCAGAUGAAGAUUCCGAUGUUGAAGUAGCAGAAAAGGGUGUAACUUCAGUGAGACGCAGACAACAAUUACCAAAAGGGGUUAUUCGGGGAUGUGCAGCAUGCAGUGACUGUCAAAAGGUUAUUGCAAGAUGGGAUCCUGCUGGUGCACGGAGGCCUUUUCUUGAUGAGGCUCCUGUUUACCAUCCUACUGAGGAGGAAUUUAAGGACACUCUAAAAUAUAUCGAGAGUAUACGGCCAACAGCAGAGCCAUAUGGGAUUUGCCGUAUUGUUCCCCCGCCUUCGUGGAAGCCGCCGUGCCUUCUUAAAGAGAAGAGCACAUGGGAAAGCUCAAAAUUUUCUACACGGGUACAAAAGGUUGACAAGCUCCAAAACCGGACCUCAUCCAAAAAGAGCAGAAGAGGUGGAAUGAUGAAGAAGCGGAGAAAGCUUUCAGAGCCAGAAGAAAACAGUGAUCUUAAUCAAAGUCAGACCGGGGUGCAACAAAACUCAGAAAGAUUUGGAUUUGAACCUGGACCAGAGCUCACACUACAUAAAUUUCAGAAGUACGCAGAUUACUUCAGCGAGCAGUACUUUAGGAAAGAUGCCAUGAAUUCACCACCAUCAGUGGAAGAUAUUGAAGGCGAAUAUUGGCGUAUAGUUGAAAAUCCCACAGAAGAGAUUGAGGUGAUUUAUGGCGCUGAUUUGGAGACAGGAAGUUUUGGCAGCGGUUUUCCAAAGUUAGCGCCUGAGAUGAAAUCUGAUGUUGAGGAUAAAUACGCACAAUCUGGUUGGAAUCUAAACAACUUGCCUAGACUACAAGGGUCAGUUCUUUCUUUUGAGGGUGGUGACAUUUCUGGUGUGUUGGUGCCUUGGGUGUAUGUUGGCAUGUGCUUUUCAUCUUUCUGCUGGCACGUUGAGGAUCAUCAUUUAUACUCCCUAAACUACUUGCAUUGGGGUGCCCCAAAGAUGUGGUAUGGAGUUCCAGGAAAGGAUGCUGUGAAUCUGGAGUCUGCAAUGAGGAAACAUCUACCUGACUUGUUUGAGGAGCAACCUGAUUUGCUUCAUAACCUGGUUACUCAAUUUUCACCAUCACUACUUAAAUCUGAAGGAGUACAAGCCUACCGUUGUGUUCAACGUGAGGGCGAAUUUGUCCUGACAUUCCCGCGAGCGUACCAUGCUGGUUUCAAUUGUGGCUUCAAUUGUGCAGAAGCUGUUAAUGUUGCGCCUAUUGAUUGGUUGCCAGUUGGACAAAAUGCUGUGGAGCUUUAUCGCGAACAAGCUCGGAAAAUAACUGUUUCCCAUGAUAAGCUGUUGCUGGGGGCUGCAAGAGAAGCAAUAAGAGCUCAGUGGGAUAUCCUAUUUCUGAAGAGGAAUUCUGCUGAUAAUUUGAGGUGGAAAAGUGUAUGCGGACCUGAUAGCACUAUAUGCAAAGCACUCAAGGCACGAAUUGAGACGGAGUUGGCGCAAAGGCAAAAUCUAUGCUCCCCAUCUGAAUCUAGGAAAAUGGACGCUGAAUUUGAUUCCACUGAUAGGGAGUGUGCCUUUUGUUACUAUGAUUUGCAUCUUUCUGCUUCUGGCUGUUCAUGCUGCCCAGAAAAGUAUGCUUGCCUUUUACAUGCAAAGCAGCUUUGCUCAUGUGAUUGGGACAAAAGAUUCUUCCUAUUCCGAUAUGAUGUCAAUGAGCUCAAUAUCUUAGCUGAUGCUUUGGGGGGCAAGUUGAGUGCUGUUCACAGAUGGGGUGUCUCUGAUCUUGGCUUAAGUUUGAGCUCAUGUGUCAAAAGAGAAAAGGCCACUGAUUCCAGGACUGUUCGCAGAUCAACUGAUGGCCCAAGAAGGUCCUAUAUGUCACAGGCGUCAACAGUAUCCUUGGUACCUUCGUCUGCUUCCAGUGAACAGAAAGAUAAGGGAAAUAAGAUGCUGAGCUUAGCUAGUCCGGAGACUAAUAAUGCUUGCCCUUCUGCAGAGCAGAUGAAACCGGGAAAUGUUUCACCAUCAAAGGAGCCAUGCGUGAAGAAUGAUACAUCAUGCCCAACAAACAGUGUUGCCAACAUAUUGCGGUAUAAUGGAAGGCUUGGAGACCAGAGAAGCUCUGCAACCAUCUUAUCUAGCCAAUCAUUUUCUUCCAAUGUUGUGACGAGACCCUUCAAUACUUCAAGUGAAUCUAUGAAAAGUUUGCAUGGUUUGGCAGGAUUGAAAGGGAGUGGAGAAUCUUCUCUUCAAACUGGAAAUUGUAGAUCAUCACAUGGUGAGCAUCAUAACAGGUCACCUACUAUGAUUCAUGAUAGAACCAACAUGAAUCCCAGUUUAGAAAGCUCAAAUACAUCCCAUAGGUUGAUCGCAUCUGACUCUAAUGCAACUCUGUGUCACUCGGACAAGGAUCAUGGUCUUGUAACACCAGAUACUAAUGCCUCGGUAAUGAGUGAGAAAAGCAGCAGCCAGGUCCGUACUGUGCCAAGCCAGCAGUUUGAUAAAAAUAUUGCACGGACACAGGGUGCGUCACAGGAAGCAUCCGUUAGUGUCUCUGUUUUAAAGCCACUCGUAGAUCCUUUUGCUGUGAAAAAUCCACAUGGGUUUUUUACUUCAGGCAAUGCCCAUCAUGGACAUUUGACUUCAGUCAAUCAGCAACCAAGCGAUGGAUGGCUUGAAAGGAAAUCUGAAUCACAGUCUGCUGUAGAAGGUAGGGCCAGGGGACAUCCAUCUGUCUUAGCACAACCUGUUAUGGAAAUUCACAACAGGAAUGGAGUGGCACAGAGGGGUCCUCGCAUAGCAAAUGUCGUGCAUCGGUUCAGAAGUUCUGUUGAACCUCUGGAAAUUGGCCUUGUAUUAUCAGGGACGUUGUGGUCUUCAAGUCAAGCAAUCUUCCCCAAAGGGUUUAGGAGCAGAGUAAAAUACUUCAGCAUUGUGGACCCAAUGCAAAUGGCAUACUACGUUUCUGAAAUAUUGGACGCUGGGUUGCAGGGACCUUUGUUUAUGGUUACUUUAGAGAAUUGCCCGGGUGAAGUUUUCAUCAAUGUGUCCCCGACCAAGUGUUGGAACAUGGUCCGGGAAAGGCUGAACAUGGAAAUCCGAAGACAACUAAGCAUGGGAAGACCUAACCUUCCUACUCUGCAGCCCCCGGGAUCAAUCGAUGGUCUUGAAAUGUUCGGGCUUUUAUUACCAGCAACAGUCCGGGCAAUCGAGGCACAAGAUAGAGACCGUAACUGUACUGAAUAUUGGAGAUCCAGACCCCAUGCGGUCAUUGACGAUCGAGACAUUCACCAUACCCUGGGUCCAUCGAAUAUUGCUCUGAGGGGGCUGUUCAAGAGGGCUAGCCCCGAAGAACUGCGAGCGCUGCGAGGUCUACUGGCAAGCAAUAGCAAUCUGGAUGAUAGCUCCAGGCAGCAGGCUACACAUAUCCUGGAUGAGGAGAUUGCAAAGCAUUGGCGCUGACAAGAGUAAAUAUUAGCCGAGUGUUGUAUCUUAGACGGCAUGAUUUUUUAUUUUAUAAAUUGGUGGAGCGAGUUUCUUUCUUAUCUUCUAUGAACAUGUUGAUCCUUGUGGACAACUUGGCAUGGCAUAUCUCUUUGUCUGCUUCUCAUGUAUAAGAUCAUUCUGUACUGGACAUCUGGGCAUCAUCUCUUUAAAGUCUAAAUGCCAUGACAAUGGUUUCCAUUUGUUUUUCAUU
Messenger RNA from Brachypodium distachyon (stiff brome), 4466 nucleotides. RefSeq names its product lysine-specific demethylase JMJ703. Gene Ontology annotation, biological process: chromatin remodeling. Bases 518 to 4231 code for a protein of 1237 amino acids. NCBI's taxonomy places the organism in Eukaryota, Viridiplantae, Streptophyta, Magnoliopsida, Poales, Poaceae. Gene Ontology annotation, molecular function: histone H3K4me/H3K4me2/H3K4me3 demethylase activity. The transcript has 12 exons. The record is from RefSeq and is a predicted model, not a curated record. Gene Ontology annotation, cellular component: nucleus.